Molecule: messenger RNA, 8857 nt
Organism: Poeciliopsis prolifica (blackstripe livebearer)
Lineage: Eukaryota; Metazoa; Chordata; Actinopteri; Cyprinodontiformes; Poeciliidae
Gene: fam135b
Product: family with sequence similarity 135 member B
Exons: 20
Coding region: 410-4462 (1350 amino acids)
Source: RefSeq, a predicted model, not a curated record
AGGGAGCCCCGCGCGCGCGCCGCUAACUACGACAUGUACCGACCAGCACGCGCUCCGUUUGGAAUGAGAGGAGGAAGAAGAAGAACCUGUACGUCGGGAUGAACGCAGGGAGCGAGCGCGCGCCGCGACGUUGCCGCACUUUCCCAAAUUGAGAGAGAGAGAGAGAGAGAGAGAGAGAGAGAGAGAGAGAGACAGGGGCUGCAGAAACACACAGGGUCUGGGUGACUGUAUAACCAUGGCAACAGCAGCAGCAGCAUCAGAAGCACGAGAAGCGGGGAUAUAAACACUGCAUCCAUCCGUCCGCCCCGCAAACAGACCGAUUUCAGUCCGUUUCAGGCUCGGAGCUGGAGCCGAACCCUCUGCGGACAUCACAGCACAUCGCUGCUAAGGUGAUGAGUGGGACUGGAUCAUGUCUGAAGUACAGGGAACGCUGGAGUUUUCUGUAGAACUGCACAAGUUUCACAAUGUGGAUCUGUUUCAGAGGGGCUUCUACCAGAUACGAGCAGCACUGAAAGUCUCACCUCGAGUGCCCCACAGGUUGACCGUGACAACUGCAGACAAUGCAGGAGAGUGCAGCUUCAGCUCCAUGGGGGUGUACGACGGCAGCGUCUUCAGCCGGAUCUUUCAGAUCCUCUACAGAAACGAGGAGAUUGCUGUCAACGACUGCAUGAUCUUCAAAGUCCACCUACUGCUGGAUGGAGAAAGGUUGGAGGAAGCCUUGAGUGAGGUGGACUUCCAGUUGAAGUUGGAUCUUCACUUCACCGACAAUGAGCAGCAGUUGGCAGAGAUAGUGACGGUCCCAUUGAUCAGCAGUCGGACCCUGAGGCUCCACUUCCAUCCGCGGCGAGGCCUUCACCAUCACGUCCCUGUCAUGUUUGACUACUUCCACUUGUCUGUCAUUUCUGUCUCCGUGCAUGCCUCACUGGUUGCCUUACACCAACCGCUAAUCAGCUUUGCGCGCACGGGGAAGGGCACCUGGCUGGGGAAAGGCUCGCCUGAGAGCGUGAGCGACCCGUCUGCUGUGUCUGUGGAGAACCUGGUGUUCGGAGCUGGCUACUGCAAGCCUGUCAUCUCUGAGGGAAGCUUUUAUGUGCCCAGUGAAAACUGCCUGCAGAGAGCUCAUACGUGGCACCGGAGGCUCUGUCGCCUCCUGCUGGCCGCGCACAGAGGGCUGCAGGCCUACUGCAGCUCGCUGAGGCAGGAGAUCCCGCAGCUGCAGCUGGUUCCACUGGAGUCAGAGUUGCUGCCUGUAGAGGAAAUUCUAAACCAGCUCUCCAUAGAGUUACAGCUGCAGGAAGGCCAUGAGAAGGUAGCCGAACAGAUCAGCAGGGACGUGAGCCAGCUCUGCUCCCAGCUGGCUGCGCUGUGGAGCCGUUUCCUGGAGACAGCUGUGCUCAACCCCUACGUCCUGUCCUAUCUGGCCCAGGAGCAUCACACGCUUAGAGUCAGAAGGUUCUCAGAGGCAUAUUUCUUCACCGAACACCCAAAAGAGAUCUGUUUGACGUUUCAGGAAGAACUAAUCAACAGGCACGGCCAGAUAGCUGCAGAAGUGCGGAGCUCUGACUACUUGACCAAAAUGCCUCCUUUGCCCGUCGAGUGCCUGGACAUCGAUGGAGACUGGAACAGCCUGCCCAUCAUCUUUGAGGACAGAUAUGCAGAGUCUUUGCUGACAGAAACGGUAUUGCAUGUGCCAGUAGAAGAAACCACCAAAGAAUUCUCCCCCAAACGGAUUCUUCAUAGCAGCCAGGAAGCAAAAUCACCAGCAUUAUCCCGGCAUUCCUUGGAUAGUGAAGAAUGCAUAGACACUCCGGUCCAUGUCCCAGUCAAAGCGGGUCAAAGGCAAAAUGAUGUAAUAGAUACCCAGAACAACAUCCACACUGAGCGUGAUACAGAAGAUUCCAUGGUUGACGAUCAGAAGUUGAAGGAAGCAGCAGAAAGUCAUAACAUUGAUGAUGAACCCUUUCCUACAGAUCCAUCUCCUGGAGAGGGAGCUCUUGUUCUUUCCUCCGAUUGUACCAACAGUGGUAAAGAGUCUCCUGUUCUCAAUGGAAGAGAAAACUUUUCUGUACCUUGUGAUGGUAACAACCAUAGCACAACCAGUGAGCAAAAAAACACUGAAGAGGACAGUGAUGUCGCUAUGCCUUUAAAUCAUUCAACGGAUGACGACAGCGAAGAUGUUCCCCCCAACAGCGUGAGUCCUGCUUUGCCUCCCUUCCCCGGAGACCUCAGGAAAGAAACGACUCAUCGUGGAGGCAUGGUAAGCUCAAAGAUCAUGAAGCGCUCGUCGUCCGUAAUCUCAGACUCGGGUAUCGAGAGCGAGCCGAGCUCGGUGGCGUGGCCCGUGGAAGUCGCGCUUCUGGGACGACCUUCUCUAGAUUUCUCUAGUGAGCGGGAGAUCCCGAAACAAAUCGUGUUGGACCACCCAGUCCAUCGCAGCUGUCUGGAAGGCCUGCGGAUGGAGAGCAACGGCAGCCUUCCAAGUGGAGGCAUACAGGCCUCUCUCACCUCAAUUAGCUCUCUGCCCUACGAGGAGGACCAGCAACAACGGAAACUCAGCAAACUGACUAAGUCUGUCUCUGCGCCGCAAAUAAGCAGCCCAGAAGAUGCGGAGGAAGAUCACAUUUUAAUCGGUUUGGAAAAAGACAGGACAAGCUCAGUGUGUCAGCAGGAUUUGUGCAUUUUGAACAUGGAUUCAGAACAAUCUGAGUUGUCUCAGCUAAGCCUAAACACUGACCACAUUGGUAGGAGCGUGGGCUCAGAAAAUUCAAACUCUCAGCAGGAUUUGUCAGAGACCUGUGGAAGAAAGUUGGUCUUAAGUGGCGUGUCUGACAUGUUACUUUCCCAAAACUCCAUAGAGAGGCUUUUCGUAGUGGCAAGUGGCGACCGGGGGGAUGAAAAGAACCGUCAAACACACAUGAAUGGAGAGAGCGCUUCAGUGGAAGAUGUGCAUCUCCUUGAAUCGGAAGUAGCUUCCUGUAGAUGUGGGAGCAAACCAUGUGUGUGUAAAAGUGCAGCAGAGCAGGGCAGCAGUCGCUGUGGAGAUGAUUGCCAGAGUUUCCACCAGAGUGAGCAGAGAGGCGUCGAGGACAGACAUCUGGAUCCCCCACAGAUGCCCCUGAAACACUCACAGUCCAACGAUCUUACCAACAGGACCGCAGUCAGGCCCAGUGACCUCACAGGGCUGAGGGCCAUGGAAAUAAAGUCGCCCCCUAACCUCAGCGGCGCAUCUACGAGUGACAAAGACCCUUUAGAAAGCCAGACCAAGGCCUCAAAAAUUCCUAACUCUGGACUGGCCUUUGUGAAUAAGAAGAUGGUGGAGGUGGUGAACAUGUCUGUGUCCUGCGCCCCGACUUGUCUGCCGUUUUCAUCCGUCCUUAGAGACUCCCCCUCCGUCAGCGGCAUAUCUGCUCGCCAGGCUUCCUCGCCUAUUACCCAUCAGCCUCUGGGCUCCUUCGGUAUCAUCUCCUCAUCUUCUCUCAGCCCCUUGGCCAUGGAUGAGGAGACCAAUGAACGGAUGCUGAGUUUCUACAAAGCCAAAGAGGAGCUUCUGAAAGAGUUGAAGUUCCAGGCUAGCUUGUACAGCGACCUUCCUCUCCUGGCGUCAGAUCUGCCCUACUUCCCUCCUGAAGAGGACGACGAGGAGUUUGAAGACGGGAUACAUCUAGUGGUGUGUGUCCACGGUCUUGACGGCAACAGCGCGGACCUCCGACUGGUCAAGACGUUCAUUGAACUGGGCCUGCCGGGAUCCAGGCUCGACUUCCUAAUGUCUGAACGGAAUCAGGCCGACACGUUUGCAGAUUUCGACACCAUGACUGACCGACUCCUGGAUGAGAUCAUUCAGCACAUCCAGCUGUACAAUCUCACUAUUGGCAGGAUAAGCUUCAUCGGCCACUCCCUGGGCAACGUCAUCAUCCGGUCAGUGCUGACCAGGCCUCGCUUCCGCUGCUACCUGCCCAGGCUGCACACCUUCCUCUCUCUGUCCGGUCCACACCUGGGAACGCUGUACAACAACAGCACCUUGGUCAGCACAGGUUUGUGGUUAAUGCAGAAGCUGAAGAAGUCGGGAUCCUUGCUGCAGCUCACCUUCAGAGAUCACGUCGAUCCGCGGAAAACCUUCCUCUACCUCCUGAGUCAGAAACCAGGGCUGCAGUACUUCAAGAACGUGGUGUUGGUGGCGUCUCCGCAGGACCGAUACGUUCCGUUCCACUCAGCCAGGAUAGAGAUGUGCACCACUGCCCUGAAAGACCGGACCACAGGGCCCGUUUACACCGAGAUGAUCAACAACCUCCUGCAGCCAGUGGUGGAGGCCAAGGAGUGCCGCCUGAUCCGUCAGAACGUGUUCCACGCCCUGCCAAACACGGCCAACACCCUGAUCGGCCGCGCUGCCCACAUCGCCGUCCUGGACUCUGAGCUCUUCCUGGAGAAAUUCUUCCUGGUGGCAGGGCUCAACUACUUCAAAUAGAGGCAGUGGAACCACAGCUUCCCGGAACAGAGUGGAAAGUCUUAAGUUUUCUCAUUACUCUGUACAGUUCAUGUUACGAAUGUAAAAAAAAAAAUUUAUCCUCGUUAGCCAUCGUCCUGAAAGAAUUAGUGUGUUGUGACUGUUCCUGUUGAGAACUCAGAUGCGUGUGACAUGUAGAUGCCCAACACAAAACAUCUGAGGGCGACGAAGAGAGAAACGGGAGACGUUUUGUCUGCCUUGUGAGUACGCUCUCAGCCAGAAACACAGGCAGAAGCUAGCGGUGUCCCCUGCUUUCCCUUUAGACCUCAUUUAGAACAUUCUGCGUUCGCUGGUUGAUGAAUUCUUUCAGUAAGCGUCCCACCGUCUGUAGAACCAAUGCAAUAGAUGUGCGGCAUUUAACCCUAUGAUUGUACAUGGAGUAUGUUGCACAGGAAACAGCUCUUCCUUUAUACAAAAGAGAUAUAUUGUUUUAAAUUAUUUAUUUUUACGUAUCUACGGUGUAAGUAGUUCUUUUAAAUGUGAACUUCCGUGUCUUUGUGUGAACUCCAUUGACAUCGUUCCAUGUGCAGAGAGGUGGAACGGCCUGUAGCUGAAAACUGACUUCACUCAUAUCCAUUUGGCUCAGUUGUCUAAAUAUUGAGCAAAAAGUGAUUUUAUCUUUCUAAAGUCUUUUGCAUUUUCUCAUCAGCAAAUUCAUCAAAACCCACACCAGCCAACAAAGCUACUGAAAACACUAAUAACAAAGUGCUAGCAACCUUUCUCGAAGUCACAUUUAUAAAUAGCUGCCCAUUUAAAAAUGUUUAAAAAGAAAACUACAAGGGAGUAAAAUAACACUGAAUCUAAUAUCAAGGUUUCCAGGUUUGGCUAGAUGAUGUCGCCCUUGACGACAUAAUCAUCUAGGAAUGCAGGUGUUACACUCAACAUUUUAGAAACCAAAGCCCACAAAAGUUUUGGGUAACACAAACAAUGAUGCAUUAUAUUCCCAAAAGUCCUCGACACAAAUCAACUUUAGGGAGAACUUUUUUUUGUUCUUAAUUUAUAUGGUUUGACAUGUCAGCCUGGAGGAUAUUUGUAAGGUCAGACACUGGUGUUGACUAAAAAGCUUAUUAGUCUACAACCUAAGGGUUCAUUCACACCAGCCCUGUUUAGUUAGAUUGAGUCAAACUCCAGUUUGAUCCAGAAAACACAUCUCCACUGCUGAAAGAGAACAAGACGGUGAAAAGAACCUGAACUCGAUCUGUUUUUGAAUAAGCUUGGAGUUUUCUUUCUUUGUUAUACUGAAUUUUUUUGCACUUCGUCAUAGUAAGUGAAGCAUCCAGUGAAUGCUGGGACUUAAUUUUCUCCACUCUGAAGCAGGAUAUUUCUGAGUCGAUCCAGAGAUGAAAGAAAGUCUGUUACAAUAUGGGAUUUAUGCCUCUUAAACACCAUCCAUAUUAAGUAACUUUGACUUUCUAUAGCUCUGGUCCGAUAACAACAACUUCAGACAGAUUAAUCUAAAAGCAGAUGGUGAAAAUAAUUUAGGCUUUUCCAUCAUGAGGAUAUGCCUGUAGUCUGGCUGGUUGGAUUAAUCAGGAUUUAUAGAUGAGUAUCAUCAGCAUAACAGUGGAACCUUAUUGUUAUGCUGUGAUACUUUUACCAUGUGCAUUAUUUAUAUGUGCAAGUGAUCCAAACUCUAAACUCUGUGGUACUCCAUCUUGGUUUGCCAUCGACAUGAACAAACUGAAAUCGAUCACAGGUUGAAUGCAUCCAUCAGAUUCCUUCAAGAAUUCUGGAUGAGAACAAAAUAUUAGAUUUGGGAAGGUAAUAAAUGAAGGAGUAUCGAAUCUGAACAGACUGCAUUCUGAAGGUAUUUUAGUGCUAUAUUAAAUUCUGUAUUACUGUACAACUCUUAACACCUGGUGUUUACCUCCUAAGUGUGACUUUUAGGCCAUUUUGAAAGCGCAACAUUUUGCAGUUAACAUGCUGGCGGCUUCACUCAAAAACCCAAAAUCUGGAAAACUUUUGAAAGUUUUUCGGUUUGGUUCUGAAAUUCUUUUAUCAAAAAUAUGCUGCUUUGUGCAUUUCCUCUUCCAGUAUUUAUCUGAACAAUUUUGUCCAUCUGGUAGCUACUGAGGCUCGGACAGAGAGUUGAGCUGAUUAUUUAGUCCAAUUAUUUGUAGAAGCAUGAAUACCCCAAGCUAUGAGAUCAACCUAUUGUGAAGGAUCUCUAUUAGUUAUGAGAUAAACAGGCAGUCAACAGGCUCACUAAUAUAAUCACGCUCAUAUAAUGAGAGAAAGAAACAUGACUAAUUACUACAACAUUGUGGUCUAAUAGCCAUCAUUUUCCUAAUGAGCCAUUUUUUAAUGUCUCGAUUAAAAUCCUCCUUUGACGUCCACAGAUUUUUAAUAAGGGCAGAUUAGCAUUUCAUUGCUUUUCAUUUUUCAGGAAAUUUAAAUGAUUUUGAAUGAACUGCCACGACUUACCUACGUUGUCUUCUAAAUCAUCAUGAUGCAUAUCAAAAUGUCAUCAGCAUAAUGAGAGAUAUUUUUAUUAUUGUUAUUUCUUUGCUACAUGCGCGCUGCACGAUGUGGUUCUCAAGCGGUUUUGUGAAAACUCCCGUCCAUCAACAUGUCUGUCGUGUUGCGUUUACAUUUUCUGGAAACGGAAACGUUUCCUCAGGCAUUUCAUAUCCAGCAGCGCUGCGAGACACGGAUCUGCUGCGUAAUGUAUUUAUGUACAUACAGAGAGCUAUAUUUUAACCUUUGCACUGGUUUGUUGGCAAGUGCACUUUAUUGACAACCUUGAAUCAACCUCUACUAGCUUUAAAAAAAUACAAACAGCUUUUUGUGUGUGGUUACUGUUAGAAAAUUGCACUUGCUUUUUUUGGUCUGGAGGUUGUACCGUGUGGUUAUUGUGAGAGGUAAAGUCUGGUCUCAUCUGUUCGGCCAUCGUCUUGUUGUCAAAAAGUUGGCUGUCUUGCAGAACAACUGAUAACUUGACAAAGUGUUUAUUUUUCAUUGGAGUAGCUGUUACAUUGUGGGCAGCGAUAGUCACUAGCUCUGUUUCCAUUACAGAUAUGCACAAAUCUAUAAUAAUAUAUAAAAUCUAUAUUAUAUAAGUCUAUAAUCUGCUAAUGUCGCAAAAAACAUAAUUCCGCAAUUGGCAUUUCUGUUAAAUAAUAAAUGAAAUGAAAAUCGCACGUGUUCACGCCAUAAGUUUUCAAAAUUCAUGGAUGGGACAGAUGUAAGAAUUUACAUGAGAUGUAUUAAUAAUUCAGCGCUCGUCAUCGAUCAGCCAAUCAGAGGAGACGUCUUAUUCAGGUGUUGGAGCAACAAGCCCCGCCUCCUCGGGAGCGGGUACGCAGAAUGACACGGAUGUCUGAAAAACAAAAGUUUAGCAUCAUCUUCAACCUCAGUUCUGUUAUUACCUCUAACAUCUGGUUGCUGAUAACAUGACUCGUGAAAAAAAAAUUUUGACAACAGAAAAAAAAAACAGCUCAUCUUAGUGCAAAAACUUAUGGAGGAACACAAGUUUUUCUGAAUUGGCAUGUUUCUGUGAAGCAAAUUUAUUGUCGCAGUUUCGAUUUGAGCCGUUUUACGGUUAAUGGAAACGCAGCUGGAGACUCCAUUCGCACGGCCGCCGUUUUGAAGCAGAGACCGUCUUCAAAACGCCACAACGCGAAGCUGCCAUGCCUCAUUUUGCUACUCACACACCCCGAUACACACGCGCUCUCUGGAUGAGGCCCGAGCCUGCGUGAGUUCCAGGUCCCACGUGUUUGGCCACUAAGAAUAAAUCCAGAGAAAAAAAAAGGGCCGAGUGCGCCCUUCAAAGUCAGCUACAACACUUCCCUGCUCUGUUGGAAGGGUGAAUUGUCGCAAGGACUACAAAUUGACGUGAAGAUAGUUUUGAAAUCCGGUCAGACAGUGGAAAACAGUGUUUGCGACGUGCUGCUCAGUGGCUGUAAAACUGCGCUGAUGUUGCUAAUGGUGCAUUUUGACGUGUUCCCCAAACGCAGCUCAUCCUUUUCAGUUUCUCCGUCAACCUUCAGAACUUGAACCUCUCUGUAUUCAAUCGGCCUUUCCUGGAGUGCGUGGAUUAUUUAUGUGACAGAAGUGUUCUCUACACUGUUGGCUGGCGACCUUUCCUGUGUUUGAACUGAAUGUAAAAAAGUUUGAAGUCACUGUGAGGAACUUCCAUUGAUUUCUUGUUACUUACAUACAUGUAGAACUUAACUAUAGUAUUACAUCUGUGCCAAUAUUACUGAAAUAUUUUUAUAUGUUGCUGACCAUACUGUAUGUACUCUGAAGUAGCUUGUGUUCUAUGUAACAAAUUAAAAAUACUAUAUAUAUGUAUAUAUAUAUCAUAGUACUAUCCAAUGAAGUUAAAAAUAAAAAGCAUUCCUUUUGCAUUCCGUU